GUCGCUCGCAAUGUGGCGUGUCAAAGCUGGAUGGUGUUGUCUAUGCAGUUGGUGGCUGUGAUUCCUGGAACUGCCUUAACUCUGCUGAGUUAUACGACCCGGAGGCUGCUGUGUGGAAGCGCAUCACGCCCAUGAACCACCCGCGCCGCGGUGCCGGUGUCGUCGAAUACCAAGGUCGUUUGUUUGCGGUGGGCGGCAGCGACGGCACACAUUCCCUCGACAGCGUUGACAUCUACGAUCCAGAAACGCAGGCGUGGUCGCUCGGUGCGCGUCUCAACAUGCCGCGCGCCAACGUCGGAGUCGCCGUCGUCAACGACAAGCUGUAUGCCGUCGGAGGCUUCACAGGCAAGUGGCGCCACCUGUUGAUUGGGGAGCGCACUGGUUGCUCGGCGCUAGGCUUCGGCAACUCCUCGUGCGGGCAUUGGUUCUCGCUGAUCGAGGUCAGCGGCGGGUUUCUUCGUAGGUCAGGCGGAGGCCGACCGGGCGGAUCGCCGGCUGCUCGGACGUGCCGUUGCUGCGUCGGCAGCGGCGACCUCUACGGUGAACUUUGGAUUGCAGCCGGGCUUCGCAAGGUCAUUCGCGUCUGA
Messenger RNA from Priapulus caudatus, 587 nucleotides. Its product is annotated as influenza virus NS1A-binding protein homolog A-like. NCBI's taxonomy places the organism in Eukaryota, Metazoa, Priapulida, Priapulimorpha, Priapulimorphida, Priapulidae. The annotation marks the transcript as partial. Gene Ontology annotation, molecular function: protein binding. The transcript is spliced from 4 exons. The record is from RefSeq and is a predicted model, not a curated record.